UUAUGAUAGCAUGUGAGGGGAGCUGCAUCAGUUUGGGGCGGCAUCUCAUAGCGCGUGGACCUACGGUCUGACUCACUAUGGUUUCCGAGAGUAGGUCGUCAAGGAGGUCCUGACCGGAUCUUACCAGAGUUAACUGAGACAAAGCCAUCCCAUGGAUCCAAACAUCCAAAGUUCUUUCCUGUUCAACAACAGCCUCAACCAGUUUACCGGCGAGAUCAAGGCGCCGGUCUGUCAGUACUCGGUACCGAAUUCUUUCUACAAGCUCAACACGAGCCUCAGCAGUCAGUUGCCACCGGGGACCCCGCAUGGCAUCAGUGACAUCCUGAGCCGCUCCAUGGUGGGGGUGGGCUGCGUGGGCACCACCAACGGCCUACUCUCCGGCUACUCCACCAUGGGGGAUUUCGGCCCACCCGUCUCCAGCACGUCCAUGUAUUACGGCCGAGACUACGGCUCGACCUUGAACGGGUUGGCCAAGACCGGCGCCGAGUAUCCCAUGAAGGGUCGCGGCUUGAGCUGCUGGGCCGAGAGCGGCUGCGACUGGAGAGGAGACAAGCAGGAGUGUGCCAACAGCGGUCCCCUGGGGGAAAUGUCGGGUCGGAAGAAGCACACCAGGCCGACCUUCAGUGGGCAUCAGAUCUUUGCUCUGGAGAAGACCUUUGAGCAGACCAAGUAUUUGGCCGGGCCGGAGCGGGCCAGACUGGCUUAUUCUCUCGGCAUGACUGAAUCUCAAGUCAAGGUUUGGUUCCAAAACCGCCGCACCAAGUGGAGGAAGAAAAGCGCGUCGGAGCCAAGCUCCACGCAGACCAACGCUGGGCAGGCCGGCGAGUCCUCGGACAAUGAGGUGGAGGACGAGGAGUACAACAAGCCCCUGGACCCGGACUCUGAUGAUGACAAGAUCCGCUUGCUGCUGCGCAAGCAUCGCAGAGCUUUCUCGGUCCUGCGUCUUGGGCCUCACCACGUAUGAUGCAUACUCGUAUACGUACACGUGUGCAUGGAGCAUGCAUCGAGGAGGGGAACGGGGCAGGGAUGGCUUCAUGGGGCGGUGGCCCUGGGCGUCCACCGGUCGACGUAAAAUUUCAAUGACAGACCGCCGGCAAAACUAUUGGCAGUCAUGUAGAAGGAGGAUCUGCUUUUGAUAGAGGAGUCCUCAAACUUGAAAAGUUUCCGUCCCAAUGUUGACAAAUUAAUUUCCUGGGGCAUAAUAACUGAGUAGCAUCUAGCAAGCUUCGGCACGGACACUGAGGUCCUCUGAAGACAUCCAUGCCCCAAAACAAUGCAAGAAGAUGUAUACUGGGUA
Hippocampus zosterae (dwarf seahorse) is the source of this 1297-nucleotide messenger RNA. It is a transcript of the gene nkx6-3, whose product is annotated as NK6 homeobox 3. Gene Ontology annotation, molecular function: DNA-binding transcription factor activity, RNA polymerase II-specific; RNA polymerase II cis-regulatory region sequence-specific DNA binding. The record is from RefSeq and is a predicted model, not a curated record. Gene Ontology annotation, biological process: regulation of transcription by RNA polymerase II; cell differentiation. The transcript is spliced from 4 exons. Gene Ontology annotation, cellular component: nucleus. The coding region runs from base 152 to 964 and encodes 270 amino acids. Lineage: Eukaryota; Metazoa; Chordata; Actinopteri; Syngnathiformes; Syngnathidae.